GGGGGGUAUAUAAUUGGUCUUCUUCCGUGUUUACCUGAAGCUGUAGGGAGUGUCUCUAACCGGAGGCUUUCAAUGAACCAAACGAGCUAACAACGAAUGUGUGUGUGUGUGUGUGUGUGUGUUUUGUCUUUUUCCGGAUAACUUAUGAAAAGGAAAGAAAAACAAGAAUCGAAAAGUUGUGACGGAGAGACGCAAAGUUUUACUUUUACUGUAACACAAUGGGAUGUUGCAGUAGCACAGAGGGUGAUCGGGACUGGAAGCCGACGGAGAACCGCAAAUACACGGAUAUACCAUGGCUCAUCAUAUUCUCACUGUUUUGCAUUGGCAUGGCCUUAAUUUGUGGCUUUGCCAUCGCCACAGGAGGUGCCUCCCGCCUCGUCUCUGGAUAUGAUAGUUACGGCAACACCUGUGGCCGAAAUAACACCAACAAGAAGAUUGACGGAGUGCCGCUCAGUGGCGCUGACAUGACUGAGAAAAAGUACGUUUUCUUUCUAGAGCCUUGCAAAUUUGACAUAAUCAGCAGAAAAUUCAAGUCCAUCGCCUUGUGCGUCUCCCAAUGUCCAGCCACAGAACUGAAGACCUACAGAGAGUUGAAAGAUUUUGCGCUCAGUAAUGGGUCUUAUCUCUGCUCCUAUGAGCUUACUCCAAGACAAUAUGAGAACAACCCAAAAUGUCCAAAACCUCCCGUUCCACAAAGUAAUGCUGUCCCCGUCUUCCACCGCUGCAUCCCUGUGAACAUCAGCUGCUAUGCUGAGUUCGCCCAGGCUUUCAUCACAUUUGUUGGUGACAACACUGUGCUGCGGCGUGUCAUUGCAGGAGUGAUCACCAGCAAAGAAAUCAUCAUGGGUCUUUGUGUUCUGGCUUUUGUCUUGUCCCUGAUCAUGACGGUUGUUAUUCGUUACAUCUCUAAAGUGCUGGUUAUAAUUCUCACCGUUCUGGUAAUCAUCGGCUCAGUAGGUGGGACGUGUAUCCUCUGGUGGUUGUACGCGGACCAAAAACAUGGCCUCAGCAAAAACAGCACAAGUGUAUUAUGGAAAGAAGUGGCCGGAGACAACGACAAAGCUUUGCUUGUUUAUUCUAUUGGUGCUACUAUUUUCACAGUAGUGCUGCUGCUGCUGAUGUUUUUCUUGAGGAAGCAUGUGUCUCUCACCAUCAGCCUGUUCCAUGUGACAGGUAAAGUGUUCACCAGCCUCCCCCUGUUGUUCCUGCAUCCCUUCUGGACCUUCCUCGGCCUCAUGAUGUUCUGGGUCUACUGGGUGGCCGUGCUUCUCUUCCUCGGGACGUCAGGAUCUCCUGUAAAGAACAACUCCACAGGUGUGGUUGAGUAUCAGAUGCAGGGGCCUCUUCAGUACAUGGUGUGGUAUCACCUCGUUGGUCUCAUCUGGAUCAGUGAGUUCAUCCUCGCUUUCCAGCAGAUGACCAUCGCUGGAGCUGUCAGCACUUAUUUUUUCACAAGGGACAAGGAUAACUUGCCACAAUUUACGGUAGUUUCCUCUUCAAUUAACACCUUGCGCUACCACAUGGGCACUGUGGCAAAGGGAUCCUUCAUCAUCACACUGGUUAAGAUUCCUCGUAUCAUCCUCACGUACAUCCACACCCAGCUCAAAGGAAAAGAAAAUGCUUGCGCUCGUUGCAUGUUGAAAGCCUGCGUCUGCUGUCUGUAUUGUCUUGAAAAGUGUCUGGUAUUCCUAAACCAAAAUGCCUAUACUGCAACGGCCAUAAACGGCACCAACUUCUGCUCUUCAGUUUGUGAUGCUUUUAAGCUCUUGCUUGAGAACGCGGCCCAAGUGGCAGUCAUUAACACAGUAGGGGACUUUGUCCUCUUUAUGGGAAAGGUUCUAAUAGUCUCCUGUACAGCUUUUGUGGGCGUCCUGGCUCUGAAUUACCAACAGGACUACACCGUCUGGGUGCUACCUCUCCUCAUCUCCUGUCUGUUUGCCUACCUCGUGGCCAACUGCUUCCUCUCUCUGUUUGAGAACGUGGUCGACGUCCUCUUUCUCUGCUACGCUGUGGACAAAAAGCUCAAUGACGGCAGCUCUGGGCGACCGUACUACAUGGACAAGGAAUUGAUGGAGCAUAUUGAGAAGAGCAGUAAAAUGGGUAAAUACAAGUCGCCAGAGGGAGCGAGACAGGAAAUGAAGCCCAUGAGAGGUGGCGGGACUUCAGCUUGACCAAUUAUCUAACCACCAUGUCAUAAAAGCUGCUUAAAAAAGCUCUUGAAAUGCACACAGUAUGACAAGAAUGAAGCCUGGCUUACCAGUAACCAACGUCAAAUUCAGAGGCUUCAGCAGAAUUUACGAUGCAUUUUGGACAGAAGCUCUGAACACUUACAGCUUUUAUAGAUUUUACCGUGUUUUACAGUUGUAAAGAGAGGGACUUUCAUAAAAACUGAAAACUAAUAGUGGGGAAAAGAGAUGUUUUUUAGUUUUGUUUUAGUCAUUUGAUGAGUUUUGGUUUGUUUACCCUUUGCUGCCAUUCAUUACUAUUAACUCAUUUGUAUGUUCUUGUUUUAUAUGUUGAGGUCAACAGAUGUAUUAACACUGGUGUCCAAUAAUGCAUUGAUUUUGUUUUGUUUUUAAAUGGGUUGCCUAAAUAAAUCUUUUUAAUACAAAAA
Molecule: messenger RNA, 2614 nt
Organism: Poecilia latipinna (sailfin molly)
Lineage: Eukaryota; Metazoa; Chordata; Actinopteri; Cyprinodontiformes; Poeciliidae
Product: choline transporter-like protein 1
Exons: 16
Coding region: 219-2171 (650 amino acids)
Biological process (GO): transmembrane transport
Cellular component (GO): membrane
Molecular function (GO): transmembrane transporter activity
Source: RefSeq, a predicted model, not a curated record